CAUGGGAGGCAAGAUUGAGUGCUUCCUGGAUCUCGCAUCCUUCUUCAGCUACGUCGCCUUUGUCGACUUGGCGCAGAACCGCGAUAAGCUGGCGGCCAACGGAGUGGAAAUAGAAUUCCAUCCCGUGCUGCUGGGCGGCAUCAACCACCUCUCAGGCAACAGCCCUCCAUGGACAAACAAGGUCAAGGCCAAAUACCUGCAGCAUGACUCCCGCCGCGCCGCCAACCGCGUCGGCCUCUCCAGCAUCCGCAGCCCGCCAGACCUCAUGGCCGUUUCCCACACCAUCUCGCCACUGCGCGCCCUGCACUACAUCAAGGCCAACCACCCGCGGGCCACCUUCCUGGCCGUCUUGGAGGCGUGCUUCAUCGCCUUCUGGACGCCUCCCAACGUCAACCUCAUCCCGGAGGAGAACCUGCGUGCCGUGCUGCAAGGGGCGACGGAGAAGCCCGGCAACAACAGUAGUGACGGUAACAGCGAGGAGAAGAAGAAGCUUUUCACAGAGGACGAGGUGGACAGGAUUAUGCAGAGCCGGGGGAGCAUGAAGGAGGUGCUUCUGGCUACGACCAAGAGGGCUGUUGAUCUGGGGGCCUUUGGCGCGCCGUGGUUCUGGGUGACGAAUGACAAGGGCGAGCAGGAGCCGUUCUUUGGCAGCGAUCGGUUCAAUCACAUUUACAAGUUUCUGGACGUUCCUUUUCAAGAUAUUGCUGUGCUGACCCCGUCCAAGUUGUAGCAAGGG
Molecule: messenger RNA, 736 nt
Organism: Trichoderma citrinoviride
Lineage: Eukaryota; Fungi; Ascomycota; Sordariomycetes; Hypocreales; Hypocreaceae
Product: thioredoxin-like protein
Exons: 4
Biological process (GO): glutathione metabolic process
Cellular component (GO): peroxisome; mitochondrion
Molecular function (GO): glutathione peroxidase activity; glutathione transferase activity
Source: RefSeq, a predicted model, not a curated record